GAUAUACGAUGCGAAGAUUUCUCGAGGUAUUCUCAAAGACCGCAUGGGCUUUACUCGGCUGGCGCCGUUGGCCUGCCCUACAUGCGUCCUUUACCUCAAUGCCGCACAUUUAAUUCUUCCGCUGUGGAGAGGGUAAUAGAUGACAUGAACGUUCGUCUCAAGGACCCGGAUCUUGCUAGACUUUUCGAGAAUACCUUUCCUAACACUCUGGAUACCACAGUGAAAUAUUUCAACGAGACUGAGAAUUUAGCUUUUAUCAUCACCGGGGACAUUACGGCUCAAUGGCUUCGCGACACAGCAAAUCAAUUCUCACACUAUAAAUCAAUCCUUGCUCAUGAUGCAUCACUUUCUGCACUUGUCCGAGCAGUCAUCAAUAACGAAGCAAGAUACAUUAGCAAAUAUCCUUAUUGCGGUGCAUUCCAACCUCCCCCCCAAAGUGGACUCAAGCCCAGUCACAAUGAUUGGGCCGAUAACGUUUAUGUCUAUCCCCCUGUGGAUAGUGACACAGUUUUUGAAUGCAAGUACGAGCUCGACUCACUCUGUGGUUUUUUGAAAUUGUCCAGCUCCUAUUAUGAAGGGACCAAGGACUCGUCUUUUGCAAACAGAAACUGGUUCAACGCUAUCGAACAGAUAUUCAGAGUUAUUUAUGAGCAAUCUCAACCUACGUUUGAUGAGGACUUCAACAUCUUGCGGUACUACAGUUGGACAGGUCUACCAGGUUCUUUACCUGGACACGUGAAUAACGGUGGGCUUGGGGAGCCGAAGGGGUAUACUGGAAUGGUUGGAACGCAUCAUAGGCCUAGCGAUGAUCUCAGUUCGCUCCCCUUCCUAAUCCCAGCAAACGCCAUGCUUUCUGUCGAACUGUCCAAACUUUCUUCCGUGCUCAAUUCCCUUAUCCCGGCACUCAAAGGCCCAAAUCUCGUUCACCUCGCAAAGAAAUAUGCCUCAGAUGCAGAAAUCUACAGCAAUCGUACUAGAAAAGCAAUUUAUCGAUAUGGUGUUACAGAAGAUGGGGUUUUUGCGUACGAAGUCAAUGGAUUGGGGAGCAGGUAUCUAAUGGACGACGCGAAUGUGCCUAGUCUACUUAGUUUGCCAUAUCUUGGAUUCGUUGAUAAGCAUGAGAAGACGUUCCAGAAGACGAAGGAGAUGCUAUUCUCUCGCCGUAACCCGUACUAUACCAGGGGCACUUCGUUCUAUGGCAUCGGCGGUCCACAUGUUUCUGCAACAUCCCCUUGGCCCAUGGCUCUUAUAUCGGCUAUCUACGCAUCCGAUUCCCCAACAGAGGUCUCGUCAUUGCUUACGGUGCUGAUAAAUAGUACCUCGGGGUUGGGGCUCAUUCAUGAAAGUGUGAACAUUCAUGAGGGCUGGUAUACGAGACCUUGGUUUGCUUGGGCGAAUUCUUACUUCGCAGAGAUGUUGCUCGACUUGGCGAGGAGAAUGCCGGAGGUCGUGAUGAAGGAUGGGAAACCCUAUAUGCCUUAGCGAUAGUUAAGGGGUGUAAGAAUUUUGAUGAGUGGGACGUAGGAUACGUGCACGCAUCUCUGUACAACGUGUAUCAAUAUUCCAGGAGAGUUGUAGGGGGAAGGGGCGUCAGGAGGAAAUGACGACGAUGGUGAUGGGUGAUGACUGGAGCUUCCACCAGUACAUACAGGAAAUGUCCCCUUUUCCUCUU
Molecule: messenger RNA, 1672 nt
Organism: Cantharellus anzutake
Lineage: Eukaryota; Fungi; Basidiomycota; Agaricomycetes; Cantharellales; Hydnaceae
Exons: 12
Coding region: 82-1482 (466 amino acids)
Biological process (GO): carbohydrate metabolic process
Source: RefSeq, a predicted model, not a curated record